This is a messenger RNA of Lethenteron reissneri (Far Eastern brook lamprey), 2753 nucleotides long. RefSeq names its product sideroflexin-3-like. The record is from RefSeq and is a predicted model, not a curated record. Gene Ontology annotation, cellular component: mitochondrial inner membrane. Lineage: Eukaryota; Metazoa; Chordata; Hyperoartia; Petromyzontiformes; Petromyzontidae. Gene Ontology annotation, biological process: monoatomic ion transport; serine import into mitochondrion. Gene Ontology annotation, molecular function: monoatomic ion transmembrane transporter activity.
CAUACCUCACCUCCUCACUUAUCCUUCGCUCCAGUCACAUCUUAUUUCACCACUCCACCUCACCUCCAUUCACCUACGCACAACUCCAUUCACCUCACUCUUCACCUACUCACACCUCUACUCACCUCACUGUUCCUCACCUACUGUCACCUCUACUGACCUCAUCUUCACCUCCUCACUCCUCCACUCACCUCCUCACUUCUCACCUCCUCUUCUCACCUCCUCACCCCUCCACUCACCUCCUCACUCCUCCACUCACCUCAUUCCUCCACUCACCCCUCACUCCUCUUUGGUGGUUGUGGUGGUGAUGGUGGUAACUAUGGGCUCGCCUCCCCAUCAACAAGAGGCGAGGAAUGGUGGUGGUGGUUGUAAGGCCGAUGAGUCAAACGCCUUCUAUAACCUCCUAUUCCAGGUGUUAGCUAAAGUGGCCCCUCGGGAUAGAGUCAUCAUGUUACGUGACUGUAAUGCCCAAGUGGAUUAUGACGCAGAUACCUGGGUUGGAGUGAUGGGAAGGCAUGGGCCAGAUCAGCUCAAUAAUAACGGAAGGAGGCUGCUAGACUUCUACGCAGCCCAUGGGCAUAUAAUAACGAACACGUUGUUCUGGCAUCGGCACAUCCACACAACAUCAUGGAUGCACGCCGAGUUUGGACUAUAUAAUUACGGACCAGCGGAUGCAAGCCCAUGUCCUUGACACCAGGACCUACCGUGGAGCUCAUCUGCCCACUGACCAUCGACUUGUCAUCUGUAAGAUGUGCCUGCCAUUCUUCCACUCCAGGUGUGGCGUGCUAAGUAUGCCCAUGACUCUGCGUUCCACCCGGAAACCGGGGAGAAGAUGCUGCUCAUCGGCCGCAUGUCAGCCCAGGUCCCGGCCAACAUGACCAUCACAGGCUGCAUGCUCACUUUCUACCGAUCGACCCCGGCGGUGGUUUUCUGGCAGUGGAUCAAUCAGUCAUUCAAUGCCAUCGUCAACUUCACGAACCGCAGCGGAGUCGCACCCAUGAGCACCACGCAGCUGGCAAGCGCAUAUAUUUGUGCCACAUCGGGAGCCGUGGCUACCGCGCUGGCACUGAAGUCCCUCGCCAAGACGCUGCCGCCCAUCAUGGGGAGAUUGGUCCCCUUCGCCGCUGUCGCUGCCGCCAACUGCAUCAACGUCCCCUUCAUGCGGCAGAGGGAGCUGAUUCAUGGUGUCUCCGUGGCUGAUGAACACGGAGUCCGUGUCUCUGAGUCUCGCAUCGCCGCACGCUCCGCCAUUGCUCAGGUCGUCUUCUCCCGCGUGUGCAUGGCCCUGCCGGCCAUGGCCAUUCCACCAGUCAUCAUGAACACGCUUGAGAAGACACCUCUCCUCAAGCGGAUACCAUGGAUAGGAGCUCCUGUGCAAGUUGCCUUGGUUGGACUCUGCCUGGUGUUCGCCACACCACUUUGCUGCGCUCUCUUCCCACAGAACAGCUCCAUGCCGGUGUCGUGCCUGGAGCCCGAGGUGAGGGUGGAGAUCUGGAGCAAGAAUCCCAAACUAUGUGUGGUCUUCUUCAACAAGGGUCUAUAGCGGCCUCCAGUGGAGCUAGGAGAGUGGUGCCCCCACACUGUAUGUUAUGCAGGCCCUAUCUCCAUGAAGCUCUGUCUGUAGGCCUCAUCUCUUUAAGAUAUUUUUCUUCUCUAUCUAGGCUCCUUGAGGCCCUGUCUCUCAACCUGUGCGUAGGCCAUUUCCAUGAGGGCCUAUCUGCAGGCCUAAAUUUUAUGGGUUUGUAUCCUGUUUCUUUGAGAGCUCGUGUCUGUAUUUUUCUUAUCUUUGAGGCUUUGUAGGCCUCAUUUCAAAUGCACACUUAUCUGCAGGCCCUGUCUGCCCCCAGCGAGCAGCCACUGCGACGUCUCUGUCGUGUGCUUCCCGUGUGAAUCGACUUCCGCCCUGGUUAAUACCACGGUGCCUAGUAACCGUGCAAAUAUCAUGUGCUUAUAGGCUUGAUACUGGACGAUUAAGAUCCUCCAGCAUAAUUUCCAAGAGUAGGCCAUUGUGUGCUGGCGUGUCAGUCAAAAUGUUAAAAAUAACACCGUGAUCUACUCAAUUGGAAUCUGCAUAGCAAUCUCCCCCUAAAAUUGGGGGCGUUGAUUGGAAAAGAUCUUGAGAAUCGGUGAAGAUUUGAGGAAUAAUUACAAAAUAUGAGUAAGAGUGUAUUAACGUCUAAAUAGCAGAGUACAAGCGUUUUGUUGUUUAACGUGGUUUCUGAGCAGUGGCCCAAAACGUCAAGCGGUCAGCAACAAACAGCACUCUCAAAAGGUUGUAUAGAAAAGAUUCAACACGAGCCGAGAAUUGAGGGACGGUGCAGGUUUCCCCAGGGCCCCGGGUUCUGCCGGGGCCACGGGUUCCCCCAGGGCCAGUGCGACCUUGUGCCCUGCCUGGUUUGGAUGUUAAUGUAAUCUCAAAAUCAAACUGUGCAGUUUCAUCCAAUGUCAGUCUGUCCUGGCUGUGCGGCAUCCACACCCCACCUCGCCGAAAUUGCCUGUCCACUGCUGGCAAUAGGCUCGUGUCGCGUACAGAUCUUUCGAACCAUUAAUAAAAUUUGUUUAUCUGUGAAGACAAAUGUGAGGUGCUAUGUAUAAUGCACAUUACACACACACAAAGCCUACACAAACCACCCCUGCGAUCUUCAGCUUCCCCAGACUGUCACCACCGUGGUGCCUCAUGGUGCUGUUGUAUUUAUGCCCCUUUUUCCAAAUUCAUAUUAAGAAUAAUUCAGCCAAUAAUAUUUUUUAAUAAU